Messenger RNA from Penicillium digitatum Pd1, 546 nucleotides. Its product is annotated as Calycin. The record is from RefSeq and is a predicted model, not a curated record. Lineage: Eukaryota; Fungi; Ascomycota; Eurotiomycetes; Eurotiales; Aspergillaceae.
AUGUCUUCCAUCUCUAUCAGACUCCCGAAUGUCUAUGAUGGCGCAGGAGCCAACUCCACCCCUUCGAACGACUUUAUAACCGGGACAUGGCACGUAACCCACUCCAGCCUUUCCCUGUGGAAAGGCAAGCGCAAUGUCAACAUCACUUACAAGCUCCUUCCCACAGACUCGGCCGGGGUACAAAAGAUCGACGACCUGGUACAAUACCAAGCUAUCAAUUCCGAAAAAAUCAAAUCUGUCCAUGGGGUGGACACCCCAACGCCAGGCAAUCCCGGCGCCUGGGAUUGGCGAGGCAAAGGUUGGCUGAUGAUCGCGAGCUCACACUGGGAGUGUCUCGGGUUCGGUCAUGCAGACGAUGAUAAUCAGUGGAUUGUUACGUUCUUUGAGAAAACACUGUUCACGCCUGCUGGCAUUGAUAUUUACUCGAGGAACAAAAGAGGCCUUCCGCAGACUAUUGUCGAUCAGAUACUCAGUGCUCUUCAGGGGCUUGGGGUCGAUGAUCUUUCCGACCUCGCGAAUGGCGUCUUUCAGAUUCCUCAGAACUAG